GUCUGGAGGAACAGGAAGAGGUUCGCUGUCCCCUUAGUGUCGGUCUGAAGGAGGAAGGGACGCGGACGACGCAGAAAACACCACAUUGCUACAAAACGCCUCCCUGUGAGCUAAAGGGACACACGACAGUGUUGCAUAACUAAAAGUUGUCCUAAGGUUUUAUGUUACCGAGAGCUAUCUUGUGUGAAACAGGGCAGUGAGAUGAAGAAGCAGAGGGAGAGCCAGUGCACUCAGAAGACCAUCUCAUUGCUGAGCCCCCUGGGGACGAUCCAAGUCAGUGGAUGUGAGAAUGGUGUGCACACCAUCCAGAUCCUAAUGGAUGUCGCACCUGCUGAAAGGACCGGCGAGGCCCCCCUAAGCUGUGUGGUCAACGAUAGCCUGGCAGAAACGAGCCCCGAGUUGCAGCGCUGCGUUGAAUGGCUCCAGGCGUACUUCAGUGAGCCACAGACCAUUGGGAGUCUCCCGCUCCCUGCCUUUCACCACCCCGCCCUGCAAGAAGACGCUUUCAGCAGCCGCGUGUUGCAGGUACUUCUGAGGGAUGUGAAGUUCGGAGAGACCGUCUCGUACAAACGCCUCGCUGAGAUGGCGGGAAACCCCAGAGCGGUGCGGGCGGUGGGAGGGGCCAUGAGGAGGAAUCCGGUUCCUCUGCUCAUCCCCUGUCACCGAGUCAUUUCUAGCAGUGGACAGAGUGGGCCGUACAUGAGCGGCAAGGGCAACCAUCUCAAACAAUGGCUGCUCACCCAUGAGAGGCAGUGAGGGGAAGUCUAAAGCAUGACAGAGGCCAACUGUCCUUCAUUCAGUACACACACACACACACACACACACACACACACACACACACACACACACACACACACACGGCCAGGAUUUCUUUUUUUUCCUUAACAACACAAAACAGGGCCAUAAAGUUUAGCGUGCCUGGCGAACACUGUGGAACAACUGGAGCUACUCGUAAAUAUUCAGUUUAUACUUUUUAUUUUUUUUUUAA
Betta splendens (Siamese fighting fish) is the source of this 988-nucleotide messenger RNA. It is a transcript of the gene mgmt, whose product is annotated as O-6-methylguanine-DNA methyltransferase. Gene Ontology annotation, molecular function: methylated-DNA-[protein]-cysteine S-methyltransferase activity. The coding region runs from base 202 to 756 and encodes 184 amino acids. The transcript has 5 exons. Gene Ontology annotation, cellular component: nucleus. NCBI's taxonomy places the organism in Eukaryota, Metazoa, Chordata, Actinopteri, Anabantiformes, Osphronemidae. The record is from RefSeq and is a predicted model, not a curated record. Gene Ontology annotation, biological process: DNA repair.